This is a messenger RNA of Pezoporus flaviventris, 1437 nucleotides long. RefSeq names its product ADP ribosylation factor like GTPase 14 (gene ARL14). Gene Ontology annotation, biological process: vesicle-mediated transport; intracellular protein transport. NCBI's taxonomy places the organism in Eukaryota, Metazoa, Chordata, Aves, Psittaciformes, Psittacidae. The record is from RefSeq and is a predicted model, not a curated record. Gene Ontology annotation, molecular function: GTPase activity; GTP binding. The transcript has 2 exons. Bases 208 to 792 code for a protein of 194 amino acids. Gene Ontology annotation, cellular component: cytoplasm.
CCCCAUGUCAUCCUGAUGGCCUGCCUUGACGUCACGUCCUCAGGACGUGAAGACACCAAGAUGACCAGAAAUGGAUUUAUGUCUUUGCAUUUCAAGCGCUCCCGCAACGUGAAGAGAGGAAGAAAGACAUCUUACUGAGAAAAACUGGCUUCACAAAAGAGACUGAAUUCCAGCUUUAAAGGCUGCUUAGACACGACCGCAGCAGAAAUGGGCCUCCAGCACACCAAACACUCCACAGUCAAACAAGCCAAUAUACCGAUGUUAGGACUUGAUUCUGCUGGGAAAUCUACGCUGUUGUACAAGUUCAAGUCUAACGAUGUUUUUCUAACAGUUCCAACAAUUGGCUUUAAUGUUGAUAUGAUUGAAACUGGGAAGGAUAUUACAUUGACAUUUUGGGAUGUUGGAGGACAACAGAAAAUGAGACAGGCUUGGUGCAAUUUCCUGGAAAAUGCAGAUGGACUGCUGUAUGUUGUGGACAGCUCUGAUAAGCAACAUCUGGAAGAAUCAAAGAAAGAAUUUGAACUCAUUUUAAAGAAUGAAUUUCUAAAACGGGUACCAGUCAUCAUGCUAGCUAACAAGCAGGAUUUGCCUGGGGCUUUGAACGCUGAGGAAAUAACGAGGAGAUUCAACAUGAAGAAGUACUGCAGUGACAGGAAUUGGUAUGUGCAGCCCUGUUGUGCCAUCACAGGAGAAGGUCUGUCUGAAGCAUUCCAAAGGCUAACUGUAUUUGUAAAACACUACAGCAGAUUAAAGGAGACUUCUGCCAUCUCGAAGGAAAGCAAAACACUGUAAGAAUUUCUAUAAUCAAAUUAGGAUCUGGUGAAUGUCAAUCAAUGUAUUUUGUUGGACAGACUAAAUCUGAAAAUACUGGAUUCUGGAGAACUCUUAGAAGUAAAUAUUUAGAAAGAACUACAACAAUAUUAAAUUCUACUGUUAUACCCACAGAUGCUUCUGAGAUACUACUCGCUGCAUUUUAUCAGUGAUAGUAUACUCAAGUUAUUCAGUUGAGAAGUGUGGCUGUUGAAUGAUGAAAAAGGUGGAGCUGAACUUCUGAAUUUUAGCAUGUGGAAACAAAAUGGGUGACCAGUGCUUAGAAUGCUUAAAUCAAGUAAUUUUCUCAAGAUGUAAAAUAGCCAAGUCAUGCUAUGAUAAAUCAUGGGGUUUAAUAAAUGCUCUGUGGAUGUAUUUCUCAUGUAAAAAUGUAGUCAUUUUAGAUCUUAAACUCUUUGUUUCCUACAAAUAAACCUAUGAAUCUGAAAUAGUUGUGAGAUAUUGCAUUCUAGAACCAAUUGCUCCAAACAGGUUUUAACAGGAUCUGCUCCUUGUCGAGUCACAGACCACAAUGAGGCACAGUGCUGUCUGUAAGGUGGAGGUUGAUGUCCCUCUAUUGCAGGUUUCUGUGUACCGAUUUCUUUGUUUCUGCACCGUUGCAUUGCU